Molecule: messenger RNA, 2409 nt
Organism: Verticillium nonalfalfae
Lineage: Eukaryota; Fungi; Ascomycota; Sordariomycetes; Glomerellales; Plectosphaerellaceae
Gene: PPN1
Product: Endopolyphosphatase
Exons: 1
Coding region: 1-2409 (802 amino acids)
Biological process (GO): polyphosphate catabolic process
Cellular component (GO): membrane; fungal-type vacuole
Molecular function (GO): endopolyphosphatase activity; exopolyphosphatase activity
Source: RefSeq, a predicted model, not a curated record
AUGGUCCUCCACCCGCGACCGCGGUCGCGUCUGCGGUACCUCGCGCUGCUCGCGCUUCCACUGCUGCACCAUGGCGUCACCGUCGCCGCCUCGCCCCUCGACGUCGAUGCACAGCAGAAGAUUCUCGGUACACCAGAUGGCGGCACCCAGGACUCGGGCGCGACAAACCCCCACAUCCAGGACGAGUCGUCUGCGGCGUCACCGGCUUCAAAGCCCCGCAAGCUUCGCGGCAAGUUUCUGCACAUCACCGAUCUUCACCCCGACGACUUUUACAAGGCCCAUACGUCGACCGGCGAGGGCUAUGCCUGCCACCGUUCCAAGGGCCCGGCCGGCUACUACGGCGCCGAGACGUCGGAUUGCGACUCGCCCUUUACUCUCGUCAAUGCCACGCUCGAAUGGAUACGAGAAAACGUCGUCGACGACAUUGACUUUGUGAUUUGGACCGGCGACACGGCUCGACACGACUCGGACGAGAAGAUACCUCGAAACCAACGUCAGGUCCUCGGCACCAACCGCCGCGUCGCCGACCUCUUCUACGAGACCUUCUCCGCCCCUCACAAUGGACAGCGUCUGGCCGUGCCCAUUGUGCCGAAUCUGGGCAACAACGACAUCCUGCCGCACAACAUCUUGGUCCCUGGCCCCACGCGAUGGCUGCAAUACUACACCGAGAUAUGGCGGCACUUCAUCCCGGAGGAGCAACGCCACACCUUUGACCUCGGCGGGUGGUUCAACGUCGAAGUUAUCCCGAACCGUCUUGCCGUCUUCAGCCUCAACACGCUCUACCUCUUUGAUCGAAAUGCUGCCGUCGACGGCUGCACCACCCCCUCCGAGCCUGGCUUCAUGCAGAUGGAGUGGCUGCGCAUCCAGCUACAGGUCAUGCGCGAGCGCGGCAUGAAAGUCAUCCUCAUGGGUCACGUCCCUCCCGCUCGCACCAACAGCAAGCAGAACUGGGACGAGACGUGCUGGCAAAAGUACAACCUGUGGCUGCGCCAGUACCGCGACGUCAUCACCGCCACCCUCUGGGGCCAUAUGAACAUCAACCACUUUAUUCUGCAGGAUACAAGGGACAUCAACCUCGCCUCCAUCAACGGCAAGCAUGAUACCGGCAUGAUACGCGAGGUGCAAGACCUCCACAUGCGGGAGAACUUUGAGGACGACUUCUCUGUGGCCUCGGCGUCUGACUAUCUUCGCGAGCUGCGCCGCGGCUGGGCCAAGAUUCCCAUGGCGGGCGUCAAGGCCCUGAUGGAAGACGACCUGGAAGAUACUGUGGAGGACGAUGACAUGUCUGACGACGGUGCCGAAGACUCGGUCGAUGCGGCGAAGAAGCGUAAAGGCAAGAAGGGUAAGGGCCACAAGGGCAAAGGCCAUAAGGAUAUUGGCGGCAAGUUCGCCGAACGCUACCACCUAUCUCUGAUCAGCCCGAGUAUUGUGCCAAACUACUUCCCCACGCUCCGCAUCUACGAGUACAACAUUGAGGGGCUCGAGAACACCGCUGUCUGGACCGAUUCGUUCAGUCAGCAGAAGUGGGAUAAGCACGUAUCACCUUUGGCGGCUGCGCAAGACGAUGAGGCUGAAGGGCCCACGGCGACAAUGGCUGACACGACCGACGAGGAGGAUGACGAUGACGAAGACGGUUCGGAUGACGAUAAUGUCGACUUUGAGGCAUCAAAAGGGGAAAAGCACAAGAAGAAGAAGGGCAAGAAGGGCAAGAAGGGCAAGAAGGGAAAGAAGGGAAAGAAGCCCAAAGACCCGAACCUGGUCAUGCCCGAACCCCCGGCCAAGCACGCACCGCCGGGCCCAGCCUACUCACCCCAGCCCCUGACGCUGUUGGGCUACACGCAGUACUUUGCCAACCUGACGUAUCUCAACAACGACAUGACCCACGACGGCAACGGGGGGGAGCACGACGAAGGCGGCGCGUCUGCAGAGCGCUGGAAGGACGGCAUCCACAGGGGCAAGGACCCCAAGACGAAGAAGCCGAAACCCAACCCAUUCAAGUUUGAGGUCGAGUACAGCACGUUUACGGACAAGAUCUACAGGCUCAAGGACAUGACGGUGCGAAGCUACGUCAAGCUUGCGUACCGAAUCGGGCAGCAGAAGGUCAAGGGCAAGAUGGUCGAGGCGCUCGAGGGCCAGGAUGGCGAGCCUGAAGACUUUGAAGACGAAGAUGAAGACGAAGACGACCUUGGUCUGGUAGACGAAGAUGACGAAGAGGAUGAAGGAGAAGAAAAGGUAGAAGAGGACGAAAACCCGACGCUCAGCACUGACGAAGACGACAUGGAGAUAGAGGGCAAGGGCAACAAGAAGAAGAAGAAGCGGAAGAACAAGAAGAAAAACAAGGCGUGGAUGCACUUUCUGAGCCAUGCCUUUGUCGACACGGUGCCGAGGAAGCAGCUGAAGAAGCUGUAG